Sclerotinia sclerotiorum 1980 UF-70 is the source of this 2772-nucleotide messenger RNA. RefSeq lists its product as hypothetical. Lineage: Eukaryota; Fungi; Ascomycota; Leotiomycetes; Helotiales; Sclerotiniaceae. Gene Ontology annotation, molecular function: protein binding. The transcript has a single exon. Bases 1 to 2772 code for a protein of 923 amino acids. The record is from RefSeq and is a predicted model, not a curated record.
AUGGCGGAUCCAAUUUUCAAUGGUGAUGCGAGUGAUACGAAGACGGCGAAACUUACUCGACCGGUAACUGGUACGAGUACUGCUGCGAGGAAUACACAACAAUCUGCUGCGUUUGAGAAUUCGGCCUCAGUUUCUGCUUCGACUUCGACGUUGCAAUCGACUACAUCUUCAACACCGCGAAUUAAUCAUAAUCCGAGUAUCAAUUCUCUACGCAAUACACAUGUAGGAGGAGCAGGAACAGAAACGGGAAGAGGGAUAUCAGCUGCGCAAAAUGCUGCGUUGACGGGUGCUUCUUUGGCUUUUUCGAAUGCGAAGGAGGGAAGAGCGAAAGCGAGAGUGGUACCCCCGGUUCCGAAUAAGGGGAAUGUGCAAUUGGGGGAGAAGGGUUUGAAUGGGAAUGGUGGGGCAUUGGCGGCUGCCGCGAAGGCUGGAGCUGUGGGACACAAUGCUGGAGGAGGAGGUAGAACGAGAAGUCCAUCGAAAGUCUCGGCGAUGGAUGAGGGGACGGUUCAUGGACAACAUAUACUAGGGAGUGAGAAAACAGGAGAGAGUCAAACGACCGAUGGGGGAAGUAUUAAUGGAAGACUGGAACAUCAAAUAGGACACACAGGGCUCCAAAAACGAAAGCAGAGAUCCAAUGGACAUUUAUUACCUCCUUUUUCAGGUAGUGGGAAUAGCAUGACGGAGCAUGGUGCGAAUAUGAAGAGUAGUUCGGCAGCCUUUAUGGCGGCUAAUUUGGCGGCAAAAAGGAGUAGGGAGAGUAGUCCAAGUCAAAGUCAUGGGACGGGAAUUGGGAUUGGGGGAGGACUAGGGAAACAGGGAAGUCCAUUAAUGAGUAGAAGACAAAGUUACGCGAGUUCGAUUGAUAGUCUGGAUAGGAGGUUAGAUGUAUCGAGUAUUCCUCCAACAUCUAAUUUGGUGGGGAUGUGGGAGCAGGCGAAUAGGGGUGUGAAGAAAGGAGGUGCAGGAGGAGGGGGAGAGAGUAGUAGUGAUAGAGGAAACGAGGUUGUGAGUAGACAAGAGAGUUUGAGAAGACCGGCUUCGAGUCAUGCGCCUGUGCCUGUUUUGAAGCCGGAAGGGCUGACGAGACCGGUUUCUUCUCACGUGCCGGACGUGGAGCUGGUGAAGUCGUCUGCGACGAAACCUGCUGUACAGCCUCCGAAUACUUCAUCACAAGCAUCUAUUUCUGACGAAAUAAAGUCACCUGGAAAACCUGCAGUCCAACCCCAAAUUGUUUACUCUCAUACGUCGGAGCUAGAGCCAAAGAAGUCUGCUGCGAAGGCUUCAGUACCACUUCGACCUUCUUCUUCCCAAGACCUUAUAUCUGAAGAAACCAAAUCUACCUCAAAGCCUGCAGUGCAACAACGACCUGUUUCUUCAUAUACUCCUGGCUCUGUGACUUUAAAGCCGUCUUCGAAAUCUCCGGCGCAGAAACCUGUCAUACAUAAUACUCGACCUGUUUCUUCUCAUGGCCCGUCGCCAAACUUUUCCGCGAAGCCUUCAAUACAGAAGCUCUCUCGGCCUGUUUCUUCUCAUAGCCCUCCGCCUACCAAGCCAUCAGCAAAACCCUCAUCGCAAUCUAUUAGACCUAUAUCUCCUCGUGCUAUGGAAUCUACCGAGUCACUCUCAAAAUCACCAGUACAAAAACCUUCCAUACCUCCCUCGCGACAUACGCCUGCCGAUGCUCCUGCGUUGAAUACCCAAUCUGCGAAGCCUCAAGUGCAAGCUCCUCGGCCGCUUUCAAUGCAUUCACCUAUUUUGAAACCUGCUGACCGAGACGAACCAUCCUUAAAACCUCCCGUCCAACCUCCACGACAUUCUUCGACCAAGACGCCGCCUAAAUCUCCCAGACCUAAACCGCCAUUCGAACCUCCAGUAUCGAAGCAGUCCUACAACAAUAAUUAUGACGAUGAUGAUGGAUCUUCAGAUGAUUCCUUUGUUUCCGCCUCUUCCCAACCUAAACCCAAAUCCCCUUCCUUCCGUGCAAAAAUAGCGCAGCAAAAACGAAGUCAGUCAACCUCCAUAUCCUCAAUGAAUGUCAAUUCCCUGGCCAAUGCCAUCGUAGCCGGGUCUCUCGCCUCAUCCCGUGCUUCUACCCCUUCCAUAUCUUCUGGAACUACUCGGGCUCCAGCUCCUCCUCCUACUCGACGACACAAAAAUCUACAUAUCUUCCAUUCCGAUAAUUCCAGGACACCUACACCUCCUCAUAACAAUGGAUCUGCAGCUGGAGUGCCAAUUAUGAAAACUACGAUGAGGAAGCCUAAAACGGGAAAGGAACUCAAGGAAGAAGAAGGAGAGGGAGAGAAAAGAAGAGCUAAAAAACAUUUGGUUAAAAAACAUCCGAAUAAACAUAAUGAGGGAAAUCGGAAACGUUGGAGAGACGGGAUCACGGAAAGGGAGAGAAAAAGAUAUGAAGCUGUAUGGGCUAGUAAUAAAGGAUUAUUUCCAUAUACGAUUAAUCAGGAUGGGGAAAUGGUAGAAGUGGAUGGCGCGGUGGAUACCGUGCCCGGUAUCGUGGUUAGGGAUAUUUGGGAAAGGAGUAGACUAGGGGAGGAUGUUUUAGAAGAAGUGUGGGGUUUGGUUGAGGGCAGGGGAUACAGAAGUCGUCUUGUGGCGAAUAUGAAGGCGGGGGGACGGUUGGAAAAAGAUGAGUUUGUGGUGGGAUUGUGGCUUAUUGAUCAGAGGUUGAAGGGGAGAAAGUUACCCGGUAGGGUCGGAUCUAGUGUUUGGGGGAGUGCGGGGCCGAUGGGUGGGAUUAAAAUUAGGUCGUAG